Molecule: messenger RNA, 5779 nt
Organism: Spodoptera exigua (beet armyworm)
Lineage: Eukaryota; Metazoa; Arthropoda; Insecta; Lepidoptera; Noctuidae
Source: the annotation of a GenBank genome assembly
AUGGCCAUGCUUCGGCACGAAUGGGUCGGCUCAACCGGAGUACCACGGCCUCACAGAAAACCGGCACGCAAACCAUCGUACACCAUGGAUGACCGGACGGUGGACCUGAUCUUCAGCGGCUCCCUGAAGUCGCUGCCACCAGUCAGCUCGAAGAUCGUGAGGAUAUUCACCAGUUCCACCUUCACAGAUACAACAAUGGAAAGAAAUACCUUGAUGGCGAAAUGCUACCCUCGCAUUAAGGAUUACUGCCGCGAGAAGCACGGGCUUGAGUUUCAGCAACUAGAAGCCAUAGUAGCACCACAGAAGCAAGGAGACGAUUACAAGUACUAUACGGUCAUUGCAAAACUGCCAAAAGAAGAAAUAAUACAGGUUAGUGACCUCAUUACUUGCCCACCGCCAAUAGAAAAGUACAAGGCUAUCAAAGAACGCCUAAUCAGUUGCUAUGAGGAAUCAGACCAACGUCAGCUCCAAAAAUUAUUGUCUGAAAUGGAUCUCGGCGACCAGAAACCAUCACAUCUUCUGCGCAAGAUGCGGACCCUGAGUAACGGAAAUAUCAGCGACGAAACCAUCAAACUUCUAUGGUUGAGGCUUCUGCCACCAUCAGUGACUUCGGUUCUAGCAGUCACAGAAGACAUAGAUGUGAACAAGAUGAGCCAGAUCGCGGACAAGAUAUUAAUAAAUUCAACACGUACAGAGGUGUCAGCUGUGGUGGACAUGCGAUGGGGGGUCCGUGAUGAAGCCACAGACGAUCACAUGACCACAGAACUCUGUAUGAGGGAGAUUAAAAACUGUCAGCGUCUUUCCAUGGGACCCAACUUCGUGGUCUUCUUGGGACAGAAAUAUGGAUACAGACCAAUUCCAACAUAUGUGCUAUCUUCAGAGCUGCAGAUGUUGAAAGACGAGCUGGUGGCAGGAGGUGUGGACGUGAUCCUACUGGAUACUUGGUACAAGAAGGACUCGAAUGCUGUACCUCCUGUGUCUGUACUUCAACCCAUCUCUUCCAUAUUAAUCAAUUUUAAUAACAAGAGGGUCCCAAAACUUCAAGCUGAGGAUCAAGCAGUAUGGUGGGACACUCUUGGGAAGAUGCAGAAACUCUUCCGAAAAGCAUCAUCACAACUAUACAACGCUGGCAAGAUUGAUAAGGAUUGUAUGCACAAUUAUUUCAUGUCCGUGACUGAACGUGAAGUCAUCAACGGAGUGCUGAACGUCAAGAAUACGAAGAACCACUGCUUAGCCUACGUCCGGUACAUCAAUAACAUCAACCUGCAGAAUCUGAAGAAGGCCAGCAACUUCGUGGACAUCAUCAACAGGAGCUUGGAUGCUGAGGCUUCUAAACUCCUCGCUGAUCUUCGAGAUGUCAGACUUCCGAAUAAAAUUGAGACUACUAAUAUACAGAAAUACACAGUGGAAUGGAUCGGUCGCGAGGGUCUUGACACGGAGACACACAGCGAAUACCUCGGCCACUUUAUAGCCCAUUUCUACAAGAAUAUUGUGAAAUUAGUUGACAGAGCCAUGCGCAAAGAAGACAGCAGUGCACAGGGUGUGAUCGUGACAGAGAUACUCCAGCAUCUUCACGCUUGCAAUAAUUCCGUCAAGGUGUUCCACGGGAGAGAGCCAGAUCUAGACUUCAUAGAGAACUACAUGAAGAACAAGUCUGAUAAGCCAUUGGUGCUGUAUGGAGAAGGUGGUUGCGGCAAAACCAGUCUAUUAGCGAAAAGUGCUGCGAUGUCCUUAGACACCUGGUUCGCUGAUGUCAAACCUACCAACGUCAUCAGGUUCCUCGGAACAACUCCUGAUUCCAGCGCCCUCACUCCUACCCUCAUCUCUAUCUGUCAACAGAUAUCAUAUAACUUUGCUCUUCCCUUCGAGGGUAUACCUGAUGACCUGGUGCCUCUCACCGCACACUUCAAGCACCUCCUGACAAUGGCCACGCAGCAGCAGCCUUUACUUCUAUUCCUGGAUUCCGUAGACCAACUCACGGGCAUUGGCACUGAGAAUAAUAAGGUCUCCUGGCUACCAACGAGGUUGCCUGCUCAUUGUAAGAUAAUAGUAACAUGUGCUUGUGAGGAAGCAAAUCCAGAAGUGUCCAAAGAAUAUGACGUACUAAGGCGUAUGAUCGACUCCGAAGAGAAUUUCUUAGAAGUGAAGGCUUUAGGAGAAGAUUUGGCGAUGCAGGUUUUGAAAUUGUGGAUGGCAUCAGCAGCUAGAGAUUUAUCCAACUACCAGUGGCGUUUAGUAUCAAACGCGAUCGCGUCAUGUUCUUUGCCAAUAUUUGUAAAGCUCGUCUUUGCUGAGGUCUGCAGAUGGAGAAGCUACACCAAACCACAAGACACGCACUUAGCGUCAACAGUCAUGGACUCCAUCAUGAUGCUGUUCGAGAGAAUUGAGAAACAGCACGGUCGUCUUCUCGUCUUCCACGCUCUAGCCUACAUUACAGCAGCGCGCAGUGGUCUUUCGGAAACCGAACUAGAAGACCUAAUCUCCUUGGACGACAAGGUGUUGGAUGAUGUGUACCAGUACCAUUUACCACCUGUUAGACGAAUACCACCUUUAUUGUGGACUAGGAUCCGCAACGAUCUUCCAAAUUAUUUAUCAGAACGUGAAGCUGACGGUGUCUCCGUGAUGAACUGGUACCACAGACAGUUCCGUGAUACGGCACGGGAGAGAUACUUCAAGAAUAUGAACAUGGCCAUGUACUUCCAUUCUAUGAUCGCUGAUUAUUAUUUGGGAAUAUGGGGUGGUGGGAUACCCAAGCCCUUCAAGUAUACAGAGAUACAGCGUCACCGCUUCAAUCUGGCUGACAGAGAGGGUGUGGCUGAUAGGAAAGUUCCUCUGCAACCUCUGGUUUUUACCUCUGCUGAUGGUGCUAACAAGAGAUACAAUUUGAGAAAGUUUGGUGAACUCCCAUUUCACCUGGUCAGAUCGAAACGGUUCACAGACUUGUACGCUGAAGUACUGUUCAACUAUGAAUGGCUCCAUGCGAAGCUGAACUGCUGUCCUCUGCAAGCUGUGCUGGCAGAUUUUGAAGAUGCCAAGCUCCAUGUUAGUAAGGAUGCUGUCAGAGAGCUCAUGCUGGUAGCGGAUGCCUUACGUCUGGGAGGUGCGAUCCUGGGCACAUACUCUGACAUGUUGGCUCCUCAGCUAGUCGGCAGACUCCUGCCAGAAGCUCCUCACAAUCCUGCAAUAUCCUCGCUGCUGAAGCAAUGUGUUCAUAAUGGAAAGACUCACUGUGCUUUAUUGCCAUCCCAUCAUUGUUUGCACACCCCUGGAGGACCUCUUAAAUAUUCGUUAGAAGGUCACCAGUUCGCAGUCUUCGCGUUCAGGCUGAGCUCUGACAAACGCUACGUGGUCUCAAUCUCCAGUAGGGUGAUCUCCUGGGACCUGUCCACAUCGGACCUGGCGAGGGAUCUAUGUCCUCAACUCGAGGGCAUUAUGCAGAACUUGGAAUUGUCACCAGAUAAUAAAUGGGCCGCUGCGUCUACUAAUAAUUCUGUGUCGAUGCUACUAAAUAUGCUGACCAGUGAAUAUAUCACAAUCGACAAUCCACUUAAUGAAGCGUUCCGCGCGCGUCUCAAUGAGCCAAAAGACCACCACAGCCGGGGCCCUAUAGAGCUGAUGUUCAGCCGGGGUUGCGGGGUAAGCGCAAUGAGGUACCGCGACCUCGGCCCAGAGCAGGAGAAGGAACAGGGGGGUGAAACAGUUCGUGGAGUCUUCGUCCUGAACCACCACAUGUUUAUCUACGGCCCUCGCUCCUGGGUGCAGUACACCAUGAGAGGAGAACACGAGCAGACCCUGCCGGCUCCUGAUACUACACCUUAUGAUGAUGUGAACUGGGAAAUACUGUCCAUGGACUUCCGUGAUCUAGAAAAUUUCUACCUGGUCAUGUGGAGUGGAGAUCUGGAUGAGGACCGGCUUCUGCUGCAAUUCUGCAAGAAUGGAGAAUGGAUGAAACCUUUGAGAUGUCGUGGUGCCCUCACUAUGAACAAGUACUGGACUAAGGUCUAUUGCAGUGAUCCGGAGAGAGGAUACCAGGUUACUAUCUUCGAACUUAACGUAGAAGAAAAAUGUUGGAACAAAUUGGAAGAGAUCUUUCAUCAAGAAACUGAUACGGCUGAAGCGAUGCUGCAAUUGAAACGAGGCAAAAAAGACAGAAUGUUACUUGCUACAACUACAUACAGUUUUGUUGUAUGGGACUUUGAUUGUAAGAUACCGAGGGUAAAACCAGAGCCAGAAGUUAAAGAAGAUGACGAAAAAGAAGAAAAUGAAGAAGAGGAAAAACCAGAGGAACCAGAAAUUGACCACCGUGUGCACGGCAUUGUACUGAAGCUGCCACACACCAUCCGUAACAUUUCUACGAAAAUGACGCUCUCCAACUCCUUUAUGAUUAGCAAUAACAAUACUUAUGCUGUGGCUGGAGUCAGGAAAAAUCUCUACGUCUGGAGUUUGGAGACUACAAAACUGAUCAAGAUCUUAGACGCUCACUUCGGCAGGAUAGUUCAGCUGGAACCACUGACAGUAGGUUCCUGGAACAACGUGAUCACAUCCUCGAUCGACAGGACCGUGAAGAUUUGGAACAUUGACAACAUAUUUGAACAAGUCCAUAAGAUAGACCGACAAGAGUUACCUAUAGAUUCUAUCAGUCUAGCCCGUGAUAAACAGUUAGCUGUGACAGUGACCCGAAGUUGCUGGGGUCUUUGGGAUACCAGCACUGGUAAGCUCCUGGCCCAGCUUGCUGAAGCUCCAUUAGGAGCCAUCGUUACUCAUGCCGUGAUAACACCAAGUGGAGAUAAUGUGGUCACGGCUGAAUCUGGAAACAUUGUGAUAUGGGAUACUGUUGAGAAACAGGUCAUUUACAAAGACGAACAAAAAGGCAUCAAACAGGUUCUGCUUCUAGAAGACGGCACCAAAUUCAUCACAAUCUCUAUGCAAGCGUCUACAGACAACGUGGACAACAUUGCCAUGGCGAAUAUCAUAGCGAGGACUAUUCCUGAGGGUGAAACAAUCUACAAUGCAGAAUACGAGCUACGAGGAACUGGGUACAAAUCAUCGGUUGUGUCUGCGGAUGAGCAUCAUAUUGUGGCUCCUGGAGUCGAUAAAUCUAACAGAGAAUGUCUGCAUGUAUUCCAUGCAAGAACUGGUGCAAGAUUGCAUAGGAUCCCAAUAAAGAACAGUGGUAUCAAGGAUAUGCAAUCAAUAGUGGCGUUACCACAUAAGCCAUUGUGGGUAGCUGUGGUGGGCAAUGACAAGGCUGGCAUUCUGGACAUCAAAACUAAAAGACAUAUUAGAUUCGUCCCCCGUUGGAACGGUGCCUGUACGCGCGAUGGCAAAAUUGGACUUUGUGCACCCUCUCGAGGAGGUUUGGACCUAAUUGAGCUGAAGAGGGGGACUUCGGUCCAGCAGCUGAUAUACAGGGCUGCUGAAGGUGUCUUCUCCAUCAUCACCAUGUUCAGUUCCACUGAUCAAUACGUGUUCUACUACCAUAGUGGGAGGAAGACCUUGAGAGUAUUUAGGACAGUAGAUGGCCGUGCCAUCGCCGAAUAUAGGGCACCAGCAGAAGUGACAGGGGUAGCCAGUGCGCAUGGAGGAACAGCUGUAGCCAUAGCGUCACAAGACGGGUGCCUCACCAUCCUGGACAUUGUGGAUCCACACGAGUAGAGAGAAAUUAGGGUUGUGAUUAACUUGGCUUGUGAUUUUGGUAAUAGCCCAGGUUCUUUCAAAAGCUUCUUAACUUUUUUUUCAAGAGCAGUAUGUUCCAAAACUAAUUUCUGGUAGUUUUUCA